AUGGUUCGUGCUGCUGGCUCUUUCCCGGUUCGACUGGAGGCUGUUUGUGUGUGCAGUGCCCCGGCCUCAUGCCCCAAAUCUGAGCUCUGUUUACUCACAUGCAUAGUAGUGCCUGAAUCCAUUCAGGUCAGUGUCAUUUCCGUGUACAGUGCGGCUAUUCAGCCGCCACAUGCUGGGCGACCACUGCCAACCGCUACAAAUGCCUGCUACAUUAAGGCCCGGGUGUUCCCCAAGGGAGAUCUCUCGGCAUUUGACAUUGACUCUGACACAUCACCGACUGCCGUCCAUCACCCACCAGCUAAAACUAUAGACCUCGAUAAUACGUCUUCACAUACUGCUCCUAGGACUCAGGGCUCCGAUAAGAAAGCAGUCAAGAACGCCUCUCCUGCUAAUCGACAUGAAACUACUGAGGGGUGUCCCACUUCAAACCGUGACUGUGCAUCACCCUCAGAUGGCGAGGUUGAAAAUCCCUUUUGUGAAAAGCUAAUGAGGAGCUUUGAGGAGGUUAGAAGAGAAGAAAGUGUAGGAACUAACCCAGUCGACCAAUGUCCACCCGACAUUGCCGCUGCCCCCCAAUCCCAGCCUCGUCAACCGCUCCAAUCCCUCAACAGUUGCACCGCCAAACCCCUCACGUAUCCUCCUGCCAAAUCUCGUGGGAAACCCCCCGUCAGCUCCCUCGCUACUGCGAACCUCUGUGAAGAGACUGGCGCCCCCUCGUACCACAAGCUACUACCCUCUGUGUGCGAAGUGUGUAUGGUGCCUCAGAACGAAGCCAGUUGUUUCCCAACAAACACCCUUCCUUUUUCGAGCAGUGAAGCUCAGCUUGGAGCAGGAUUUGCAUGUGAGGAGCGUCUCAAAACACGACACCCCAUUAUGGCAGGCGUGGCUGUAGGUCCUCGCUCAAAGCGUGCGCCGCUGGAGAACAAACCGCCGUGUCACCUUCCAACUCCCCGUAUGGGACCCUUGCUUUCACCGGAUACAAAGAAGGUGCGCAAUCUAACGUGUUCUCCAGGCCGCAAGACACCCGAUAUUACUGCGGUGCUCCGGGGCUCCGGUCGGCCGAGCCAGAGUUCUAGUUCCCCUGGAGAGUCCCCCCAAUUUGCCUCUUUGUGCACCGGUUCUGUUAUUCAUUCCAUGCCAAGCCCGUCUCCCGCCCCACCCAGCCCGGCUGCAUUCCUCCAGGCCGGCGCUGCUCUCGCGGCGCCGCGGCCGUCAGCCAGUUCCCCAGAUGGGAGCAGCGACGCGGCAAACACGACCGCAAUACAAUUUCCCGGCAGUGUGUCCAGCGCCGCUCAAAAACAUGACUUUCCCGAUGUUGCACAUUUUCCUCCGGCGUUGGGAACUACCACCCACACUAACACAGUGGGUCAAAGUGGGGUUGAUUCUACCGCUGGCUGGAGAGGUGGGGAGGAGGUACCACAAACUGACUGUGUCAGGCGAAUGGUAAAGAGGUGCCGUUCGAGGAGGAGGAGGAGGAGGAGGAGGGAAAUAUUCCUUUCUUCCUGCAUGGCCACUAGUUUGUCAAGCACCACAUGCACAGCAGGGGAAAGGGAGGCGAGGGAUACUGUGGAAAGUGCUGCGUCGUGUCCAUCCAUCGGGAACACGGAACCAGAUAACUCUAGCACUGUCACUACUACUGAUUUGGAAGAAGAAAACAGAACGUUUCCCUUGGAAAAAGAGGUCUCCUACCUUGAUGAAAGCGGUAUGGAAGAAUCCAGGGAUCCUGCUAACAGUGACGAAGCUUCUGUUCCGACCAACUCACCAGCUACGACAGCGUCACGUCAAGAGCAGUUGGUGCCAGGAGAUGAGCCGCCAUUGGCACCCUGUACUUCCCCCCAGCCUCAUCUAACACCGCCACCGCCGGCUCCAGCACCAGCGGGUAAAGAAGACCUGAUGUGUGACAUGUUCCAGUUGCUGACUCCCGAUCGGCCAACCCCUGCUGCUCCAGACUCCAGACAACACUCUGGAGAUGUCUCCUCUGGCAGACAGACCUCAAAGCGCAGAGUCUUCAGAAGUGCCCCGACGGAAGGCAGCAGCAGCUUUUACUCACUCUUUAUCAACGACGCAGACAUAUUCAUGUGAUGUAUAUACAUACGUAAUAUAGCACCCAUAUAUGUUGUAUGCCUGGAGACUCUUUUCUGUCAAUGUUGUAUAUUAUACCAUUUCACCACCAUGUAUAUAUGUACGUACAUGUCUGCAAAGUGGAGAAGGGUAAUCAACAAAAUGCCCAA
Molecule: messenger RNA, 2231 nt
Organism: Geodia barretti
Lineage: Eukaryota; Metazoa; Porifera; Demospongiae; Tetractinellida; Geodiidae
Source: the annotation of a GenBank genome assembly